This is a messenger RNA of Astyanax mexicanus (Mexican tetra), 2013 nucleotides long. RefSeq names its product T-box transcription factor Tb (gene tbxtb). Gene Ontology annotation, cellular component: nucleus. Gene Ontology annotation, molecular function: RNA polymerase II cis-regulatory region sequence-specific DNA binding; DNA-binding transcription factor activity, RNA polymerase II-specific. Bases 241 to 1542 code for a protein of 433 amino acids. The record is from RefSeq and is a predicted model, not a curated record. Gene Ontology annotation, biological process: somitogenesis; cell fate specification; regulation of transcription by RNA polymerase II. NCBI's taxonomy places the organism in Eukaryota, Metazoa, Chordata, Actinopteri, Characiformes, Acestrorhamphidae. The transcript has 8 exons.
GAGCCAAUCAGCGAGCUCUCGGUAGAGGAGCGUUACCUUUUAUUCAGAUCCACAAACUCGAGGCCCAGCAGUGUGACCUCUGACUUCACCUCAGACAGCACGUCUCACUCUCCAUAUCACACACACACGCUUACACACAUUUAUACACACUCUAACACACACACACUUAUACAUAAUCCUAUACACACAGUGUGUUUUCCCUCAGUGUGUGUGUGUGUGUGUGAGCUGCGGUACUACACCAUGUCCUCCGCGGUGGCUGAAGGUCCGGGGAAGGCGCGGGUGGAUCACCUGCUGAGCGCCGUGGAGAGCGAGCUGCAGGCGGGCAGCGAGAAGGGAGACCCCACGGAGCGGGAGCUGCAGGUCCGCCUGGACGAGGAGGAGCUGUGGAAGAAGUUCAGGGAGCUCACCAACGAGAUGAUAGUGACCAAGAACGGGAGGCGCAUGUUCCCCGUGCUGAAGGUGAAUGUGUCGGGUCUGGACCCCAGCGCUAUGUACUCUGUCCUGCUGGACUUUGUGGCGGCAGACAGUCACCGGUGGAAGUACGUGAACGGGGAGUGGGUGGCAGGCGGCCGGCCAGAGCCGCAGGGACCCAGCUGUGUGUACAUGCACCCGGACUCACCCAACUUCGGAGCGCACUGGAUGAAGGCCCCGGUCUCCUUCAGCAAAGUUAAACUCACCAACAAAUUAAACGGAGGCGGACAGAUCAUGUUAAACUCACUGCACAAGUAUGAACCACGUAUCCAUAUAGUGCGCGUUGGAGCCCCACAGAGAAUGGUCACCAGUCACGCUUUCCCUGAAACCCAGUUCAUAGCCGUCACUGCAUACCAGAAUGAAGAGAUCACUGCCCUCAAAAUAAAACACAACCCAUUCGCCAAAGCUUUCCUCGAUGCCAAAGAAAGAAGUGAUCAUAAGGAAAUAACAGAUGAUGGAAAUGACAGCCAGCAGUCAAGCUAUGCUCAAUUAAGUGGCUGGUUUUUACCUGGAUCAGGAUCAAUCUGCCCGCCUGCAAACUCUCACCCUCAGUUCAGCAGUCCUCUGUCUCUGUCGGCGUCUCACGGCUGUGAGCGUUAUUCCACUCUGAGGAGUCACCGGACUUCACCCUACCCCAGCCCUUAUCCUCACAGAACAGCGUCGCCCACUGGAUACUCAGAGAACCCCUCAGCCUGUCUGUCCAUGCUGCCGUCCCACGAGAACUGGUCCAGUCUACAGAUGUCCUCUCACACUGGCAUGGUCCCCAUGAGCCAGCAUUCUCCUCCAAACUCCAACUCCAGUCAGUACACCAGUCUGUGGACUGUGGGAAACGCUCCCCUGACUCCAGUCUCUCAGUCAGGUGGGAUGGUCAGCAGCCUGAGCUCUGGGUUUCUCUGUGGCUCCGCCGGCCACUACACCGGCCUGUCUCACCCCAGCACAGUGCCCUCGUCUGGGUCCCCGCUGUACGACGGCACUCCAGCCCACGAGGUGCACGAAGCUUCUCCAUACGACGGCUCCACCCACGUACGGCUCCCCACGGCCUGGACGCCCAUUACACCCACUUCAAUAUAGACCAUCCAGCUCCACGCACUGAUUCCCCAGUGAGAGCAGGAGCUUCUGAACUAGCACUCUUAUCUCUGUAACAGAAGAACGUCUGUGCAUCAAUUCGAAUUAAGAAAAAAGGACAGCCAGACCAAAUACAGGCCUGAAGCCUGACUGUAAAUAUAAAUAACUGCUUCCUCACAUGCUGCCACCGGCCCUCUGAUGCCUAAAUAUCAGUAUUUGUGCAACAUUUUACUGUAUAAUAUGAUAAUGUGUGUUUAUUUAUAGUUUUCUAAUGCGUAGCGUGACUCAUUUUUGGUGUCAUGUACAGACAAUCAUUUGUACAAAGUGUAAAUGUCAGUAUUGUUAAAAAAUGAUUUAUUUUUUUGUCUCAGGAAAGUGGUUUCAGCGUUAAUGCUUCACAUACUGGCCUUUAUGUGUGAUGUCUGUUACAGCAUUGCUGUGCAACGACUACAGAGCUACUGAAUUUUCAUUAAAAAA